Dentiscutata erythropus is the source of this 462-nucleotide messenger RNA. The record is from the annotation of a GenBank genome assembly. NCBI's taxonomy places the organism in Eukaryota, Fungi, Glomeromycota, Glomeromycetes, Diversisporales, Gigasporaceae.
AUGCAAAAUUAUAACGGAGUUGAUGCUAAAGCCUUAGCAUAUGCCCAGAGGCGGGAAGGGAAAUGUUUGGCCAAAGUUAAUCCUAAUAUAUAUUUAUGGUGUAAUAUUUGCUCUAAUGUACCGGAAAGAACAUGCCGAUAUAUAUUUGAAGAUUUAUUGCAUAAAAAAUUCCCACUCCGAAAACCUAAGUUCUUGGAAGAAUUAUAUCUGGAUGGAUACAAUGAAGAGUUAGGUUUGGCCUUCAAAUAUAGUGGUAAUCAAUAUUACCAAAUAGUGCCUUUUUUUCAUCCACAAGAACAGAUAAAUCUAGAUGCACAAAUUUGGCAUGACUGGAAAAAGAGGGCUCUAUGUUAUAGAAAAGGAGUAAUCCUUAUCACAAUUCCCUAUUGCGCCAUUGAUUUAGAAGCUUUUAUAAGAAGCACCUUGUAUGCAUUUGGUUUCUUUCCAAUAAGAACCAUCUAG